ACUGAAUGGGAUUCAUCAUUGGGAUGGAUGUAGCACAAGGAUGAAACAAAUUCCUAUCUCACAAGCAGGUGUCAUCGGUUCUUUGGGUCUGGUGGGAAGGUAGUUGCCAUGUGCCCUCUGGGUACUGGACAAAACACUUCUGCUCAAUCUUUGAAGAUUCCCAUCUACUUCUUGCUGAGGGAAGGGGUGCUAUGAGCAAUAUUGACCAGCAGGGGUUGAUUCAACCUCCCCUCCCCAUAAGGGGUAGAUAGCAGGAGAAGUGUAGAAUCUGAGAGUUUCGACUUGGGAAGAAACAGGCCUCCUAGAAGAAGAGACAUUUGAAAUUGGACUUUAAAGAGUUUGGAUUCAACAGAGAAGAGGAAGAUGAAGGAUGGGUAACCUAAGCCAAGGAACAAUAUGAGUAAAGACCACACACACGGGAAGAAGAGAGCAGUGCAGCCUGUACCAAUUCAUUUAUUUUUCCUGAGAGCUGUGUUUUCUGUUCAGAUAUGGUACCUUAGGAAAUCCCAAGGAAGCCCCUUGCAUGGGAAGAAAGAGAGUUGAUUGUCAGGAACCGCUGCUGCCUCCAGCAAUCAUGGCCUACACAAUGAGUGCCAGCUCCCAUGCAGGGCCCAUUGGGUCCCAGUACUGUGUGUGCAAGGUGGAGCUCUCAGUCUGUGGCCAAAAUCUGUUGGAUCGAGAUGUCACUUCCAAGUCGGACCCUUUCUGUGUUUUAUUCACUGAGAACAAUGGCAAGUGGUAUGAGUUUGACAGGACAGAGACUGCUAUCAACAAUUUGAACCCAGCAUUUGCCAAGAAGUUUGUCAUCGACUAUCACUUUGAGGAAGUACAGAAGCUCAAGUUUGCCCUAUUUGACCAGGACAAGUCUAGUCUGCAACUGGAGGAGCAUGACUUCCUGGGCCAGUUCUCGUGCACUCUGGGCAUGAUCGUCUCCAGCAAGAAAAUCACCCGGCCCCUGGUCCUCGUGAAUGAGAAGCCAGCAGGAAAGGGUCUGAUCACGAUCACUGCCCAGGAACUUUCAGAUAACCGAGUCAUCACUGUGAGCAUGGCUGGCAGGAAACUAGACAAGAAGGACCUCUUUGGGAAAUCAGAUCCAUUUCUAGAGUUUUAUAAGCCAGGAGAUGACGGCAAAUGGAUGCUUGUUCACCGGACAGAGGUGAUAAAGUACACUCUGGAUCCUGUGUGGAAACCAUUUACUGUGCCUUUGGUAUCUCUUUGUGAUGGAGACUUGGAAAAGCCUAUUCAGGUCAUGUGCUAUGACUAUGAUAAUGAUGGCGGCCACGACUUCAUCGGUGAAUUCCAGACUUCUGUGGUGAAGAUGUGUGAGGCUCGAGAUGGUCUUCCGGUAGAAGUAGAAUGUAUCAACCCUAAAAAACAAAAGAAGAAGAAGAACUACAAGAACUCAGGCAUCAUCAUUAUCCGCUCUUGUAAGAUAACCCGGGACUAUUCUUUCCUCGAUUACAUCCUUGGAGGAUGCCAACUCAUGUUUACUGUUGGGAUAGACUUCACAGCCUCCAAUGGGAACCCCCGAGAUCCCUCCUCUUUGCACUAUAUCAACCCCAUGGGCACCAAUGAGUAUCUGUCUGCCAUCUGGGCUGUUGGACAGAUCAUUCAGGAUUAUGACACGGACAAAAUGUUCCCGGCUUUGGGAUUUGGCGCCCAGUUACCCCCAGACUGGAAGGUUUCUCAUGAAUUUGCUAUCAACUUCAACCCCACCAACCCUUUUUGCUCAGGUGUGGAUGGCAUUGCCCAGGCAUAUUCAGCCUGCCUUCCCCACAUUCGCUUCUAUGGACCCACCAACUUCUCCCCCAUCGUCAAUCACGUAGCUCGUUUUGCCGCCCAUGCUACGGAGCAGCAGUCAGCCAUGCAAUAUUUCAUCCUCCUCAUCAUCACUGAUGGCGUUAUCAGUGAUAUGGAUGAGACCCGUCAUGCUGUGGUACAGGCCUCCAAGCUUCCCAUGUCCAUCAUUAUUGUGGGUGUGGGAAAUGCUGACUUUGCUGCCAUGGAGUUCCUGGAUGGUGACACUCGUCUUCUUCGUUCUCACACUGGCGAGGAGGCAGCCCGAGACAUCGUGCAGUUUGUGCCCUUCCGAGAAUUCCGUAAUGCACCUAAAGAAACUCUGGCUAAAGCUGUGCUGGCGGAGCUGCCCCAGCAAGUUGUGCAGUAUUUCAAACACAAAAACCUGCCGCCCAGCAACUGCGAGCCUGCAUAGCAUCCUGCCGCCUCCUCUCCCUUCAGGACCAGCAUUAGCAUGUCGGCCAAACCCCAUCGCAGUUCCCCAAGGAAAGUGCACGUGUGCCAGACUUCUUCACUGGUGUGUUUUUUUUUUUUAAAUAAAUUGGCUUUUUUGUUGUUUUUUUGGUGGUGUUUUUUUUUUUUAAAACAACUGGACUAUUUCCCUGCUCUCUUCCAAACACAGCUGGGUUGCCUUUGUCAGAUUUGCCAAUCCUGAUCCUACCAGGCCAUGCAGGGCCACUCCCCUUUCUUCCCUACCAUCAUUUUCAAGUAUUGAAUGUACUUUGUACAAUUUUAGUGGAAGAACUGUUGAACUGUUAAAGAGAAUAAAUUUUUACAAUCAGAACUGGCUUUUUCCAAGCAACUAGCUAUAUGUGAUAAAAAAAAAAAGGUCUAUCCGUUAUUUGUGUUAACCUCUCAUGCUCUGUUCAUUUUUAUACUGUGUACAUGUUCUAUUUGUUAUACUCAGGUUAAUAAAGAAACUCUGACAUUCCCA
This is a messenger RNA of Monodelphis domestica (gray short-tailed opossum), 2731 nucleotides long. Lineage: Eukaryota; Metazoa; Chordata; Mammalia; Didelphimorphia; Didelphidae. The record is from RefSeq and is a predicted model, not a curated record.